This is a messenger RNA of Lampris incognitus (smalleye Pacific opah), 4354 nucleotides long. It is a transcript of the gene mctp2a, whose product is annotated as multiple C2 domains, transmembrane 2a. Gene Ontology annotation, molecular function: calcium ion binding. The record is from RefSeq and is a predicted model, not a curated record. Gene Ontology annotation, biological process: regulation of neurotransmitter secretion. The transcript is spliced from 23 exons. NCBI's taxonomy places the organism in Eukaryota, Metazoa, Chordata, Actinopteri, Lampriformes, Lampridae. The coding region runs from base 109 to 3378 and encodes 1089 amino acids. Gene Ontology annotation, cellular component: synaptic vesicle membrane.
ACUACCUCUCUCCAAGUGUGCUGCCAAACUCUGAGGAGUCUAAACUUGGGACAUACUUUACCAGGCUGUCCAACACAACACUACACUGAACAGUCAUAGCCAAGCUUUAUGCUACUCAACAUGGAGCCCAAGAAAAAGAACUUUUUUGAUAAUUUCCGUCUGAAGACAAAAAUGCCCAACCUGAAGAAGCCAGGCAAGAAGGGACUUGGAAGGCAAGGCAUGAGGCUUGGUCAUCGUUACAGCAUCUCAGUGCCAGACCUGAGGUUACUGCCAAGUGAACCCUCUCCAACACCGAGUGCCCUAGAUUACCCUCAAGGCCGACUGUCCACUGAUUCACCCUCUUUCUUCUUUGGUACUUCCCCUGGGCAAAGUGACACCGACUCCAUUGCUAGCAGUUCUAUCACCAAUGAACCACCAUCAUUUGCCGACACACUGAGUGAUUCAGUCUCCCUGACAAGGUACAAAGUUCCCAUGGAUGAUACAGAUUCUUUUGACAACCUAAUAAGUCCACCUGUGAUGCCACUGACCCACUAUGAAGAGGUGGAAGAUGUCAGAAGAGAUCCAAGCUCAGAGGGCAAAGGGAAUUUGAGUGCAGAACCAGUGUAUGCACAAGUAAAUAAGCCACCCAAAACUGUCAAAGGGAAUGUACCGAGGCCUCUGUCUCUUCCUGUCCCUUCACCAAGAACUGUUCUUACUAAUAUAAAUGCACCUCUACCCCAUCUAGCCCUCUCAGGAGACCAAGAGAAUCUCUCCACAGAGAGACUUUACAACACAGAAAAUACUUCUACAGAGAGAGUGAACAUGUCCUCAGGGGGAAUUACAGCAGCACUUGCCAGAGCAAGCUCAUUUGGAGAGCAUGCAAACCUUCAUACAGAAAAACAGCCCUCAUCAAAUGAGCAAAUAAAGCUUCCACCUGAGAGAGGGACACCACCAGCAAUCAGAGAAGACAUAUCAUAUGCAGAUAGAUGGUCUCGGCCCGUACCCAGAAGAGGCACACCGAUGGAAAGCGCAGAUGGUACCUCACUGGACUCUGCCGGUGAUACACCCAGUGAGGAGCGAGUCAAUAUGCCAUGGACCACGGACUCAGAGGAACUGGAUCGAGACUUUCUCUCUCCCCAGAUAUCGGAGGCCCUCUGCAUGGAGGAGCCCCUGCUGGAGGGAUCCCAGCUAGAGGAGGUCUGGGAAGAAGCAGAGGAGAUGUCUAGUGAGCACAGUGAACUCUUUGACAAGGCCAUGCAAGACCUGUCAGAUAUCUCAGUGCUGACACCAGGGCUUGAGGUCCCAGCAGCUGUGGCCUUACAAAGAUACCUCCUCACCAUCAACCUUAAGGAGGGCAGGAACCUGACCGUUAAACGCAAACGCUCUGGUACAAGUUAUCCCUACGUGAAAUUCAAACUUGAGGGGAAACAGUUCUAUAAAAGCAAAGUGAUGUCGAAAAACCUGAAUCCACGGUGGAACGAGUCUUUCUCCCAUCCUCUGCGAGACAGAGAGCAUUCCGUGGAAGUGCGGGUCUACGAUAAAACCCGGACCACCGAUGAUUUUAUGGGUUCUAACUUUAUUUCCCUUAAGAAUCUUGACUUGAACACAACCUACGAGAUGGAGCUACAUCUGAAUGAUCCUAAAAGUAAGGAGGAUAACCUGGGAGUCAUCAUUGUUGACGUCUGUCUAAUGUUCAGAGAAGCCACCAUCAAAAGAAGCCCAAGAUGGCCACCAAAGAAGAAUAAGGGAGGCCAGCAACAGAACCAAAUCCACGCAGUGGCACAGCCCCAGCGCUCAUCUGAGACUCAGAAGAAUCAACUUAAGAGCCAGUGCUGGACAGGGGUGUUUGGUAUCACCUUGGUGGAGGGACAGGACAUGCCACGGUACGGCCAAGGAGACAUCUAUGUCCGCUUCCGGCUGGCUGAUCAGAAAUACAAGAGCAAGAACCUAUGCAUUCAAGCCAACCCCCAGUGGAGAGAGCAGUUUGACUUUAAUCAGUUUGAAGAGAACCAGGAGCCUCUGCAGGUGGAGGUGUUCUCUAACCGAGGAAAGAAGUGUGAGGAAUCAUGGGGAAUGGUUGAGGUUGACCUGUCGAGACUACCGGUUAAUGAGAGGCAGCUCUACACCCGUGUACUAGACCCAGGGAAGGGCAGGCUGGUGUUUCUGGUCACCCUGAAGCCCUGCUGGGGUGUGUCCAUCUCUGACAUCCACUCUGCUCCUUUGGAGCAGCCUGAUGAGAGGGACAUGAUCAUGGGAAAAUUUAGCUUGAAAAAUUCUCAUAAGUGUGUGAGGGAGAUUGGAUUCCUUCAGGUCAAGGUUAUAAAGGCAGCAGACCUUCCAGCGGCAGAUCUCAAUGGAAAAAGCGACCCCUACUGUGUUAUUGAGCUUGGUAACAGUAAACUUCAAACUCAGACCAUUUACAAGACUCUAAAUCCAGAGUGGAAUAAGGUCUUUACAUUCCCAAUAAAGGACAUCCAUGAUGUGAUAGAGCUGACUGUCCUCGAUGAGAACGGAGACAAAGCCCCAAACUUUUUGGGGAAAGUGAUGGUCCCAUUACUGAGUGUUCAGAAUGGUCAGCAGACGUGUAUGUUCUUGAAGAAAGAAGACUUGGGAAGGUUGUCCAAAGGGACCAUCACGCUGGAACUGGAGGUUAUCUAUAACAAAGUCAGAGCAGGUGUCAGAACCUUCCAACCAAAGGAAACCAAAUUCACGGAGGACAACCUUAAAUUUUCCAAAAAGGUUCUUGCCCAGAAUAUAUAUCGGGUACGCAAAAUCAGCACAGCAGUGCUGUACACGUUACAGUACAUUAAAAGCUGUUUUCAAUGGGAGAGCACGCAACAGAGUCUAAUAGCCUUUCUGAUCUUCCUGGUGACAGUUUUUUACUGGGAACUUUUCAUGCUGCCCCUCUUCCUAUUGCUGCUCAUCAGCUGGAACUACUUCCAGUUCACCUCAGGCAGGGCCAACUCCAACCAGGACCUGGUAAACAUGAGCAUGACUGAUGACGAGGAUGAAGAUGAGAAGGAAUCUGGGAAAAAAAGUUUGAUGGAGAAGAUACGUAUGGUGCAGGAAGUGGUUAUCACUGUUCAGAGCAUUUUGGAUGAAAUCGCAAGCAUGGGUGAACGAGUCAAGAACACAUUCAACUGGUCUGUGCCGUUCUUGUCCUGGCUGGCCUGUUUGGUACUGUUUGUUGCAACAGUCUUGUUGUAUUCCAUUCCCCUGCGCUACAUCGUGCUAGUGUGGGGCGUUAACAAAUUUACCAAGAAGCUCCGCAACCCACAUGCUAUCGACAAUAAUGGAAUACUGGAUUUCCUCGAGAGGGUGCCGUCUGAUGUUCAAAAGGUGCAGUACAGCGAGCUGAGGGCGCCCAGCAUUCAGAGCACACCACGGAGGAGAAGGUAAGCUCUGUGGAUGGACACUCUGGAUGAAAGGCUGGUCGUUUGAAAAUGGUAUGGCCCGGCCUGCCUGACAACAAUGCUCCACUGCCAGCAGAACCCACUACCCCAUGCCCCCUACCACACCACUCUGCCCCCCGGCCCCUACUCCUUGGGUGAAGCCGCUGCUCUGCGGCUUGUGUGCCCCCCCCCCCCCCGCCCAACCACCUCCCUUUCCAUCAGGGACUGUGCACUACAGCGGCCAGGAGGGCAGCACAUGGUGCUGUCAAUCACAGACCUGAAGGCAAAGAAAUGAGGGUGCUACUAGGCUUAGCCUGCAUUCACGGAUACAAUUUAGAAAAGGAAUGAGAGGCAUAGGGUUUGGCUUACCUUAGACCUCCACUGUUUUGUUUUUUAUUGACUUCAGUAAAAGGGAAUUCGCCUUAAGGUACAGCUAAACUUAAGAAUUCAAAGAAGAUAAAAACAUGCCAUCCUUUAUGAAUUAUGUAUGUAUUUUUAUUACAAAUGUCAAUGUGUAAAUAUUGCACUUCCAAGUAACAUUGAUAAAUAUGUGUUAGAAAGGAAGAUAAGACAAGAAAUUUUAUUAAACCCUGUAAAAAUGAUUAGUUUAUCUUAUAUUAAUCGUAUCAUAUUGUAUGAAUACACAGUGUGAAAGAAUAUUCUGUAAGGCUCUUAAAAGUGCCGUACUGCUUUAGAAUGAACCGCGACUAUUACAUGGUAGAGUCUCGUUCAUCUUUCGUCAGUAACAAAAGAAUAUUGCUGUUCAAAACUUAAGUCUAAGAAUAACCGAGCCAAAGACGGGCUCUCUACUUUUGAUGCUGCGCUCAUAAAUAAACAGACGCAGCGUGGCCAGACCGACUUUUUAAGGUCAAAGUUUGCGCAGAAAACUAUCUGUUAGAUUUGUGUACUUAAAUAUUCUUUCUUUUUUUUUCUCCAUAUUUUUCCAUAAAGAUUACUAUACUGAAUAAACGCUCCAUCUUGAU